Messenger RNA from Mytilus californianus (California mussel), 1316 nucleotides. Its product is annotated as cytosolic Fe-S cluster assembly factor NUBP2 homolog. Gene Ontology annotation, cellular component: cytosol. NCBI's taxonomy places the organism in Eukaryota, Metazoa, Mollusca, Bivalvia, Mytilida, Mytilidae. The transcript has 8 exons. Gene Ontology annotation, molecular function: ATP-dependent FeS chaperone activity; 4 iron, 4 sulfur cluster binding; ATP binding. The coding region runs from base 50 to 943 and encodes 297 amino acids. The record is from RefSeq and is a predicted model, not a curated record. Gene Ontology annotation, biological process: iron-sulfur cluster assembly.
CAGUGAAACUAAAUAUAUUUUGUCGUCUCCAGAUAACGAGGCAGCUAAAAUGUCUGUCCCAGUUAAAAAAAGGCGGCUAGGUAGUGACUAUUCAUCACCACUCCUCCCUACAACCAGCAGCAUACAUGUAGCAUCAGAAGUGAAUCUGUCAGACCAUUUGUCAAGCGUUAAACAUGUUAUCUUGGUAUUAUCUGGUAAAGGAGGUGUUGGGAAGAGUACAGUGGCUACACAAUUAGCAGUAGGAUUGAAACAAAAAGGCAAAAAAAUUGGCCUAUUAGAUGUAGACCUUUGUGGUCCAAGUGUACCAAAAAUGUUUGCUGUGGAAGGCAAAGAUAUUCAUCAGUGUCCAGAAGGAUGGUUACCUGUUUAUGUUGAUAAGGAACAACAGCUAGGUGUAAUGUCAAUUGCUUUUUUGUUAGACGGUAAAGACGAUGCUGUUGUAUGGAGAGGGCCAAAGAAAACAGCAAUGAUAAAGCAAUUUCUGAGUGAUGUUGUAUGGAGAGAUAUUGACUACCUUAUCAUUGACACACCACCAGGAUCAUCUGAUGAACAUCUGUCAGUUAUUGAUAACUUGAAGGCUUAUAAUCCAGAUGGAGCUAUUCUUGUUACAACACCACAAGCAGUAGCUGUGGGCGAUGUAGUUAGAGAGUUAACUUUCUGUAAAAAGACACACAUACCCAUUAUUGGUCUUAUCGAAAAUAUGAGUGGCUUUGUUUGUCCUCAUUGUUCAGAGUGUACAAAUGUAUUUUCAAAAGGUGGAGGAGAAUCCCUGGCUAAGAAGUACCAUAUUCCUUUCUUAGGAUGUAUUCCACUGGACCCACAACUAACACAGUGUUUGGAGGAGGGAAAGAGUUUUUUAGAACAUUUUAAAUCUUCACCCACAGUGACUGCCUUAAACAAAGUGCUUGAAAAACUAAUAUUAGUGGAUCGAGAUUUUCUAUAGUGUCGGUGUCUGGGUUACAAUUCUAAGUUUUUCUGGAAAUUUGAUGUAUUUAAUUAAUGCAAGUGUUAGUACAACAAAGUGAAAUGUUGACAACAUACAUGUAUAUGCUUUUAGAAAAUACGAAGAUGCUAUACAUGCUAUAGUUAGAUUUUGUAUGAUACUUUAAAGAAGUUACUGAAGGUUCCUCUAUGUUGCUUUUUAAAGUUCUAUAAAAACAUAAUUAAAUGAAACAAAUUUUGUAGUCUUAAUAUUUUCAAAUUUUUGAAAUAUAUUGUAUGUGGAUUAAAAUUCCAAAGAAUGGCAGGUAGUUCAAUCAAAUAUCUGUACAUAAUAAUACGUUAUCUGUACAUAAUAUAAUUUACUUUUUUAAGAG